GGUCAGAAUCUGAUUUUGAAACUCCUAGACAAGAUUUCGAUAAAGGUGAUGGUACAGAUGAGAUUACUAAUGCUGAAGCACAAAAAACUGAAGAACAGUUAACUUUGCUAAUGCAAGAGGUUGAGAGCUUGAGCAAACAAAAAAGUGAUCUAAAACAAGAGGUUGAAAAGCAAACACAUGAAGUUAAACAUCUGACCUCGAAGAACACUGAGUUGAAUGGUGAAAUAGUCGAACUUGAUUCGUUGUUGAAAAAGGAGAAAGAUAAGGUGUUCGAUUUGCAGGCACAAUUAAAUGACAAUGAGAACCAAGAAAAGCCCAAUAUUGCAGAUUUGAUGGCAAAGAUUUGUGAGUUGGAACAGGAGAUCAAAUCCUUGCAGACACAGAAAGAUGAAAUGGAAGAAAAAUUAAAAUGUGAGCAAAGUGAAGCAUCAACUCAAAGAGAAGAUUUGAUGGAUAAACUUGACAUGGUGCAACAAAGGUUGAAUUUCAUGGAAAGUGUGAACAAAGAAGUAGAAGCCAAGAUGGAAAGCCAAAGGGAGCAACUUUAUCAAGAUUUUACUGAGAUAAACAAUCUAAAGGACAAUUUAACUAAUAUGAGAUUGGUUGAGAAACAUAUGGUGGCAGAGAAAAACAGGCUUCUUUAUAGGCUUAGGGAUCUAGAACUAAAUUUGGAAAGCCAAAUGAGUCAGAAAAGUGAAUUGGAAGAGAAUUUAAGAGACAAGAAUUAUGAGAUUAAAGAACUAACAGAGGAAAAUAAGGUCUUCCAAGAAAGAAACCAUGAACUUAGAACAACAAUGACACAAAAGGGAGAAGAGUUAUCUAAUUUUAUAAGAGAACAUGAAAACCAUGAAAAUGGAGCUUCCAUGGAAGUUAUGACUUUAAAAGCAAAACUUAACGAAAUGAGACUAGAGUUGGACACUAUGCACGAACAGAAGAACAAACUGGAGCAACAAAUCGAUCGAAGUCAAAAAGAAUAUGUUGAAAGCCUAACAAGGAUGGAAAAUCUGAAUGCCAAGUUGGCAACCCAAAUAGGAGAUCAAGAGAAAAUGAUUGAACAACUUAGUGAGGAGAACAAACAAGCUAAAGUUGUGUUUAGUAAAUUGAAGACUGUUCAGGUAACUGCGGAAAGGAAAAUUAAUGAAUUGGCAGAAGAGUUUCGAAGGAAAAUGGAAGACAACAUAAAGUUGUUGCACCAGAGGAUUCAUGUUGCAGAACAACUGAAUAACGAAAAUAAGUAUAGUUACAAAAUAACAAAACAAAGGUACGAGGAAGAGUUCAAAGAUAUAGGAAAGAAAAUUGGUCACUAUAAAGAUGAAAAAACAAGAAUUUCAAAUGGGUUUGAAUUUAUUGCACUAAAUGGAUUAGAUUUAGCAAUUGAAAAUCUGGAAGAGUAUGCAAGUCGUGUGACUAAGAUGAUGUGUGAGGUUAAGUUUAUGAAGGAUCGGAUGAUGGAAAAGAAUGAGGAGGUGAAAGAAAUGAGAGAGAAUGUGAAUUACUUUAGGGAAUUGUUGGAUAAAAAGGAAGAACAAGAAUUGUUGUUAAGGGAGAAUUUGUGGAAAUUGGAGGCAGAGGUGAGCAAGGAAGGAGGAGAUAAGUUGAACCUAAGAAAAGAAGUGAGUCAAUUGGAGAAGAAAGUGGGAAAAUUAGAAAAGAGUGUGAAAAAGAAAGAAGAAGAUUUAGCUAACCUUGGGGAGAAGAAAAGGGAAGCAAUAAGACAACUUUGUUUUGUGAUUGAGUUUCAUAGAGAUCGUUGUAACUAUCUAAAGGAUAUGGCUACAAAAAAUAGGGUAAAUAACAUUACAUAGACUUGAGAAACAAAAAUGGAAGAAUAUAUUGUAUAUUGAAUUUUAAUAGUAUAGUAAGAAUUUCUUAAUUUGUACUUUUAAUUUGUAAU
Messenger RNA from Vigna radiata var. radiata (mung bean), 1894 nucleotides. Its product is annotated as rootletin-like. The transcript has a single exon. Bases 111 to 1805 code for a protein of 564 amino acids. The record is from RefSeq and is a predicted model, not a curated record. Lineage: Eukaryota; Viridiplantae; Streptophyta; Magnoliopsida; Fabales; Fabaceae.